CUUUGGUGAAGGAAAAUGACAGAUCGUGAGAAGUUUUUUCGUGUUUUUUGUAUAGGGACAGCCGAUACGAAGUUGCAGGAGCUCCGAUUCCUCUGCGACUCCGUUAGAUCCCAUCUUGAGAUUUUCUCUAAGACUUCUGCGCUCAAGGUUCAAGUGAUAGUUGUUGAUGUUUCUACUGGUCAACGGGAAACAGAAAAAUUGAGAGAUUUCCCAUUUGUGACUAGAAUGGAGGUUCUCUCUUGCUGUUUCGGAUUGGAAGGGCAACCGUUAAAGCAGCUUCCAAGUGAUAGGGGUCAGGCAGUUGCCAUGAUGAGUAAAGCCCUUGAACAUUACCUGAAGAAAACUCAAGAAGAUCAUGUUCUUAGUGGAGUUAUUGGCCUUGGAGGCAGUGGUGGAACAUGCCUAUUAUCCUCUGCUCUAAGAUCUCUUCCAAUUGGAGUGCCAAAGGUCAUUGUAUCAACUGUAGCUAGUGGACAAACUGACCCUUAUAUCGGAACCUCAGAUUUGAUACUAUUCCCAUCAGUGGUAGAUAUAUGUGGGAUUAACAGUGUAAGUCGGAUUGUUCUAUCAAAUGCUGGAGCUGCUUUCUCUGGAAUGGUCAUUGGAAGACUAUUGGGAUUCAAAGAUUCUGGUAAGAUGACUGAAAAACGUACAGUUGGUAUAACCAUGUUUGGAGUGACAACUCCAUGUGUAAAUCUUGUCAAGGAAAGACUGUUGAAAGAAGGUUAUGACUCAUUGGUUUUCCAUGCCACUGGGGUUGGUGGAAGGGCUAUGGAGGAUCUGGUCAGAGCAGGAUUAAUACAGGGUGUUUUGGACAUCACAACGACGGAAGUUGCUGACCAUGUGGUGGGAGGUGUGAUGGCCUGUGACAGUUCUCGUUUUGAUGCUAUCAUAGAGAAGAAGGUUCCAUUGGUUCUGAGUAUAGGAGCCUUGGAUAUGGUGAAUUUUGGAGCUAAAGAUACCAUACCUUCGAAUUUUCAACAAAGAAAUUUUCAUGAACAUAAUGAGCAGGUUUCACUUAUGCGAACUACAGUAGAUGAAAACCAGAAAUUUGCAGCAUUCAUCGCAGAUAAAGUGAACAAGUCAUCAUCUAAGGUAUGCAUUUGCUUGCCACAGAAGGGCAUCUCUGCUUUGGAUGCACCAGGGCAGCCCUUUUAUGAUCCUGAAGCUACUGGAACUCUUAUCUCUGAAUUGGAGAGGCUUGUUGAGACAAAUGUAGAUAGGCAGGUAAAGAGAUAUCCCUAUCACAUAAAUGAUCCUGAAUUUGCAAAUGCCUUGGUUGACUUAUUUUUAGCAAUUAGUGUCAAGAAUUCCAAAGACGCCGGUCUGCAACAAGAUACUGUCCUUGAAGACUGUCGACAUCUUCAUGAGGAACACAUUUCUAAGGGGAACUUGUCAGGCUGUGGAAUCAUUUGUUACAGCCCAACCGAUUUCCCUGAUGCAAGACCAGAAACUUUGCGGAGAACUCAGUCAAUACGCGAUCAAUUGAAAGAUCAAAUAAAUAAGGGAAUGCCCGUUAUAGGAGCUGGUGCAGGGACAGGCAUUUCUGCUAAGUUUGAGGAAGAAGGUGGUGUAGAUCUCAUAGUAUUAUACAACUCAGGUCGCUUCCGCAUGGCAGGACGGGGUUCCUUGGCAGGUUUACUGCCUUUUGCAGACGCAAAUGCGGUGGUGCUUGAUAUGGCUAAUGAAGUAUUGCCAGUGGUCAAGAAAGUACCUGUUCUUGCUGGAGUGUGUGCAACUGAUCCAUUUCGCCGAAUGGAUUACUUUCUAAAGCAGCUGGAAUCAGUAGGAUUUUUUGGGGUGCAGAACUUUCCGACUGUGGGACUUUUUGAUGGUAACUUUAGGCAAAACCUGGAAGAGACAGGAAUGGGAUAUGGCAUGGAGGUUGAGAUGAUUGGAAAAGCUCAUAAACUUGGUCUCUUGACAACACCUUAUGCUUUCAAACGAGAAGAAGCCAUUGCCAUGGCAAAAGCUGGAGCUGAUAUUAUAGUUGCUCACAUGGGGCUCACAACUUCAGGGUCUAUUGGUGCUAAAACUGCCAUCUCCUUGGAGGACAGUGUUGCUCUUGUGCAAGACAUUUCAGAUGCUGCACAUGAGAUAAAUUCCAAUAUCAUUGUGCUUUGCCAUGGAGGUCCUAUAUCCAGUCCUAGAGACGCUGAAUUUGUAUUGAAGAGAACAAAGGGAGUUCAUGGUUUCUAUGGUGCAUCAAGCAUGGAGAGGCUGCCAGUUGAACAAGCUAUCACUAGCACCAUGAAAGAGUAUAAAUCGAUUUCCAUGAAGUGAAAGUGUGAAACUAUCCCCCCCCCCC
Telopea speciosissima is the source of this 2308-nucleotide messenger RNA. Its product is annotated as toMV susceptible protein tm-1(GCR26). NCBI's taxonomy places the organism in Eukaryota, Viridiplantae, Streptophyta, Magnoliopsida, Proteales, Proteaceae. The coding region runs from base 16 to 2283 and encodes 755 amino acids. The record is from RefSeq and is a predicted model, not a curated record. Gene Ontology annotation, molecular function: catalytic activity. The transcript is spliced from 9 exons.